Molecule: messenger RNA, 3000 nt
Organism: Ananas comosus (pineapple)
Lineage: Eukaryota; Viridiplantae; Streptophyta; Magnoliopsida; Poales; Bromeliaceae
Product: CCR4-NOT transcription complex subunit 10-like
Exons: 6
Coding region: 259-2697 (812 amino acids)
Biological process (GO): negative regulation of translation; mRNA catabolic process
Cellular component (GO): CCR4-NOT complex
Molecular function (GO): protein binding
Source: RefSeq, a predicted model, not a curated record
UCUCUCCUCAAAGUUCUCCUCCUCAUUUCGUGUCUCAAAGGGGACAAAAAUCGUACUCCCUCCCCCUCAAAGCCUUUUUCGUAUCUCUUCGGCUCCGAAAUCCGAAUCCCCUCGUCGCCCGAACCCUAAAACCCAAAUCCCCCAAACCCUAGCCAUUUCCCAUUCCCCACCUUCCUCCCUUCCUCCCCUUUCGAAAACCCUAGCUAGGGCAGAGUAAACCCUCUCGUGACGAUCGAUUCGGUUCGGCGGCGCCCGGAAAUGGAGGGGCAGGAUGCGGCGUCGGCGGUGGGGAAGGAGGGGGCGGCGGAGGAGGACGGGGUCGUCUCCGCGUCGGCGCUCGCCAAGGAGGCCGCCGUUCUCUUCCAGAACCGACGCUACGCGGAGGGCGUCGACAUCUUGAAGCAGCUGCUGCUGAAGAAGCAGGACGAUCCCAAGGUCCUUCAUAACAUAGCUGUUGCAGAAUACUUUCACGAUGGUUGCCCUGAUCCAAAGAAGUUGCUGGAUGUUCUUGACAGGGUUAAGAAGAAAUACGAAGGCCUUGCUCAUUCAUCGAGGGAACAAGUUGAAGCUGCCAAUGGCAUUGCAAGCAAUGCCACUGUGGGAUCCAGGGGAAACUCAAAUGCAGCACAUCAGCUUUCUUUUGUGAAUAAUAGCUUGGUUGCAUAUUCAGAAGAGUUCGACACAUCAAUCGUUAAAUUCAACACUGCAGUUAUCCUCUAUCAUCUGCAUGAUUAUGGGCAAGCAUUAUCAGUUUUAAAUUCGUUAUACCAAAAUAUUGAACCUAUUGAUGAGACAACUGCGCUUCAUGUGUGCCUUCUCUUAUUGGAUAUUGCAUUGAUGUCCCAAGAUGCAACGAAGGCAGCAGACAUAAUUCAAUACCUGGAGAAAUCUUUUGGUGUUGGUAACACAAUAAACCAAAAUGACAAUGGAAGCAUGAUCCAGCACCAUUCUUCGAACCAACAUAAACUCCUUGCAAAAAGUAAUACUGCUCCUGAUGUCUCUAAUUCUGAUUCAACUGCGGUCGAGAACCCUUUGGUGGGGAAUUUAUCUGAUGACUCUCUUGAAUACGAGACAUUAUAUUCAACCUUGGAUAGUGGGGCCCAAAACCUGGGUCGGCCCUCACGGAAUGACCUCUCAAAGACCUCUGCCGAUCUUGCUGCUUCUGCUGCUGAUCUAAAGCUUAAAUUACAGCUUUAUAAAGUCCGGCUUCUACUUCUUACGAGAAACAUAAAGGUCGCGAAGCGUGAGCUUAAGCUUGCAAUGAAUAUGGCACGUGGUAGAGAUUCGUCUAUAGAACUCCUCUUGAAGUCUCAGUUAGAAUAUGCACGUGGUAACCAUCGAAAAGCUGUGAAACUUUUAAGUGCUCCUACUAACAGAACCGAGCCAGCAAUGCUCACUAUGUUCUACAACAAUCUUGGAUGCUUGCAUCACAAGCAAAAAGCUCACAACACGUCGAAUUUUUUCUUUACAAAAGCACUGAGACAAAGCUCAUCUUUUCAAUCAGAGAAGCCCUUGAAGCUUGCCACCUUUUCUCAGGAUAAAUCCCGUCUUAUUUCAUACAACUGCGGUCUACAACACUUGGUCUGUAGAAAGCCGGGGAUUGCAGCGCGGUGCUUUCGAGAAGCCGUUCCGCUGUUCUACAACCGGCCACUGUUCUGGCUUCGGUUUGCUGAGUGCUCUUUAUUGGCUUUAGAGAUGGGGCUUCUAAGUUCGAGAAGUGAUUCUUCUUCUUGUUCCGAUGGAGAGAUUAUUAAAGUUCAUGUUGUGGGUUCGGGUAAAUGGCGGCAAGUAGUUGUAGACCCAGUCAACUCGGCCAACAACUAUUCAGGUUCAGGAGGAGAUUUGUUGUCACUUUCAUUUGCCCGCCAAUGUCUUCUAAAUGCUCAAUUAUUGCUGGAUACCUCUGAAGAGAAAACAGCAAAAACUGGUCUGUCAACUGCUGCAUCAGAAGCCAACAAUAUAAAGCAAGCAAUUACGGUGAGCUCUGAUAUAAAGGCCAAUGCAAAUGGAGAUCCUAAAGGAGGUGCGAGUUCGAUUGCCACCUUGCAGAGCUCUGUUGCUUCGUAUGAGGAUAUGUGCAGAAAAGAGAACCACAAGAUUAAGCAGGCCAUCCUCGUAGACCUAGCGUUCACCGAGCUUUGCUUGGGGAACUACUUGCAAACACUUUCUGUCGUAAAAGCAGUUCAGCAGAUGCCCGAUUGCUCAAGAAUGUAUGUUUUCUUAAGCCGUUUAUACGCAGCAGAAGCACUCUGUCACCUCAACAGGCCUAAAGAAGCUGCAGAGGAGUUAGCCACUUAUAUCGCUGAGGGGAAAAACACCGAAUGGCCAUUCAACGAUGAAGAUCUAGAGAAGUGGUUCGAAGAAAAGGGCAGCAGCGACAGUGAUGAUAAUGUAAAUGGUUCAACUAAUAAGAAAUCGAUUUCUGAAGAGUGCAAAUAUUUGUGGAGUUUGAAGCCCGAGGAGGCUCGAGGAAUGCUUUAUGUGAACCUAGCUGUUAUGUCGGCCGUGCAGGGUGAUCUCGAACAGGCGAGCAGUUUCAUGAAGCAGGGUCUUGGAUUUUUGCCCGAUAACCCAAAAGCGCUUCUUGCUUCACUUUACCUGGAUCUUUUGCAAGGAAAGGCACAAGAGGCUCUCCCCAAGUUGAGACAAAGUAGGCAUGUGAGAUUCCUAAGAAGCAGUGUAACAGUUAGCAGCUAAUUGGUGGUUUAAUGGAACUUGGUAUGGAAAUACCUCUCAACCCCAACCCUACUAGUGUAUGUUCAGCUAGAUGAGAUUUUCUACAUCAUUUAUGUACCAUAAUAACAAUGGGUCUUAGAAUAAGUUUUCUCUCUCUCUCUCUCUCUCUCUCUCUCUCUCUCUCUACCUUUUAUAAGAAUCUCCUUCUUGGCUCUUUUGCUUCACGAGUGCUGGGGCAGAUGAUUUACAUCUGCUAAUCACCUUAUAUUUACAUUGACAGAGGCAAAAGUGAAAUUCAAAAGCCUUUCUGAUUCGAAUUUUUCA